This is a messenger RNA of Trichoplusia ni (cabbage looper), 1953 nucleotides long. Its product is annotated as fidgetin-like protein 1. Gene Ontology annotation, molecular function: microtubule severing ATPase activity; ATP hydrolysis activity; ATP binding. The transcript has 10 exons. Bases 199 to 1929 code for a protein of 576 amino acids. Lineage: Eukaryota; Metazoa; Arthropoda; Insecta; Lepidoptera; Noctuidae. The record is from RefSeq and is a predicted model, not a curated record.
UAUGGGAAUCCAUUGGGAAUCACUACAAUAUUAAAGGCGGGAAAAGGUUAAACUUUAAAGUUUUGAUUGUUACAUGACAAUUCACAGUUCAUGACACUGUUAUGAUUUUGACUUUGAAGCUGAAAAAGUGAUCAUUGGUAUUUCUUAAAUAAUUUAACAGUAUUUAACUUACCUUUAGUAUUUUCUUGAAACAGCGUUAUGUUUGAAAGUAAUCAAAUAGAUAUUCUGCUGCCUGAAGAUGAUUACGAUAACCAUUUGAAUCUUAACAACAAGUCAACCCUGCAUCACUAUAAACAUUCUUUACAAAGCUCAAGUAACAUAGCUUCUAAUGUUCUGCUUAACGAUGUAUGGAAAAGCAACCAAGAGAUGUUUAAUGAAAAAGCCGUGGAACACAUCCUUGACUCCGCCAAUUUUCUGCUACAGAAUGCUGACACAAGUCACAUGAAAACUUGGAGGACUGGGGUCCAUAAAUUUGAUGCAGAAUCUUUCAUCCAACACACAAUCCCAUCUUGUGAUAAAUGUAACACUGGCUCCCAUGUUGGUUUCAAUGAAUUCCAAAGAAGCAAAUGCAUGUGCAAUCUGGGAAUAAAUGAAUCCACAGACAAAGAUAAAGCCAGCAAAGAGAUCUCAGAAACUAAAGGGAAUUCAUUUUUCGUGAAGAAUAUCAAUAAUUGUGAAAAUUCAAGCCAGGAAUCAAAAUCUGGUGAUGAGCAAAGACUCUUUAAACCAAAAUUUGGUAGAGUUAAAAAUGUCAUAGAUAAUAUAAGACUUAAAAAUGUUAAUCCAAGUCCUAAAACUCAAAUACCUGAACUAGUGGAUUUUGAUAAAGAAGAAGAAGAGAACAAAGCUCAUAAGAGCAAUGUGGCAAAGUUAACAUUCAAGACAGCCAAGGAACAGCUGUUGGCUUCAAAUCCUGCUGCUAAGCGGACCUUGGGAACUUCCAGGAAGGCUCAAGCCAAGUUUGUGUCACCAAUGAUUGGUGCCCAAGAUAAACAGGAGAAUUCUGAACCGGAGAUAACAGACGAGCGACUCAAACACAUUGAUCCUAAAAUGAUAGAACUGAUUGAAAGUGAGAUAAUUGAUAAAGGAACACCAAUCAGUUGGGAAGACAUAGCAGGACUUCAGCUGGCUAAGUCAGUGAUACAGGAGGCUGUAGUGUGGCCACUUCUCCGGCCGGACAUAUUUACGGGACUCAGGAGACCUCCUAAAGGAAUCCUCUUGUUUGGACCUCCUGGUACUGGGAAGACAUUGAUAGGAAGGUGUGUUGCAGCUCAGUGUCAGGCCACGUUUUUCAGCAUCUCCGCUUCAUCACUGACAUCCAAGUGGAUUGGAGAUGGAGAGAAGAUGGUGCGCGCCCUCUUUGCUGUCGCCCGCUGCCACCAGCCUGCAGUGAUAUUCAUAGAUGAGAUAGACUCGCUGCUCACCCAGCGCAGUGACUCCGAGCACGAGGCUACGCGUCGGAUCAAAACGGAAUUCUUGGUCCAGUUCGAUGGUGCUGCCACCGCUGAAGAAGACAGGCUAUUAAUAGUAGGUGCAACCAAUCGACCUCAAGAGCUGGAUGAAGCGGCGCGCAGGCGUCUCGUGAAACGGCUAUACAUACCUCUACCGGAUGCUGCCGCACGCAAGCAAAUAAUAAGUAACCUCUUGAAGAACGAAAACAACGACUUGACAUCCCAGCAUGUGUGCGAGGUGGCGAGCCUGACGGAGGGCUACUCGGGCGCGGACAUGAAGUCGCUGUGCUCGGAGGCCGCCAUGGGGCCCAUCCGCUCCGUGCCACUUUCACAGAUCGUCAGCAUCGACCCGGAUAAGGUGCGGCCCGUUAAUCUACAAGAUUUUGUAAAUGCCUUGCAAAGAGUAAGGCCCAGCGUUUCACAAGAUGAUCUUGGACAGUAUGUUAAAUGGAACAAGACAUAUGGACAAGGAUUUUAAUAAACUUAUGAUAUUUAUUAAGCA